AGGAGGAGGUGGGAGAUGUGGAGUGGGGCCGGCAACAUCACUUAGCCGCAACACAUUCAUUCACAUAAGGAGCAAGAGAGGCUUCCACACCAAGUUAGUGUGAGAAGAUUAGAGCUGUAGGAACAUCGCCCAUAUCCCUGAUAGUGACUUUAUUGCCUUUUUGAAAGGAUAGUACAAGAUGAAGAGCUUUGUGGUGUUAGCAGUGAUUAUCACUUUGUGUCAAAUUGGAAGGAACCCUGCCAGUGCGGGGAUGUGCUGGCUGCAGCACAGUCAACGGUGCGACAUGGUGCUGAUGAGAGGGGUCACCAAAGAGGAAUGCUGCGCGGGCGGCCGCUUGGACACGGCGUGGUCCAACACUAGUCUGCCCAUGAACGAGGUCAGCCUGCUGGGCUUCUUGGGCAUUGUAUCAUGCAAACCCUGCAAAGAGACGUGCGAGGGUGUGAAGUGUGGCGAUAGCAAAGUGUGCAAGAUGAAGAUGGGAAGGCCCCAGUGCGUAUGCGCUCCAGACUGCUCCCACAUCGUACGAAGGCACGCCAUAUGUGGCAGCGACGGGAAAUCGUACAAGGACGAGUGCGUUCUACUCAUGGCCCGCUGCAUGGGACACCCUGACCUGGAGGUCAUGUACCAGGGAGAGUGCAAAAAGUCAUGCUCCAACGUAGUGUGCCCAGGAACGCACACCUGCGUGACAGACCAAACCAACAGUGCCCACUGCGUCAUGUGCCGCACCACGCCCUGCCCGAAACCCCUGCCGUCCGAGCAACCAAUCUGCGGCAAUGACAACAUCUCGUACCCCAGCGCUUGCCACCUGCGACGUGCCACCUGCUUUCUUGGCCGCUCAAUAGGCGUCCGCCACUACGGCCAUUGCAACAAUCCCCCAAGGAAACCGCACGUGUUCAGCAGCAUCGAAGAAAACACCGUCUAGACGUCAACAAACGUACACAAGCUGACCUCUGUUGCUUUUGUGACAACCAUGACUUCCUUCUGUUCACAGUUUGUUUGAUGUGCAAGCAGUGGUGUGGCGUGGGGUGGUGCGUAUAAAAAAAAAAGUACACUAAAUAAGUCAAGUUGUAUUACACCUUCGCCUGCAUGUUUUACUGUAGUUUCUGACUUUCACUUUGUCCGGUGUUCUGACGAAUGGGUAUCCCGGUCGAAUUGAUAUCCUAAGCGCUAUUGAGCAUGCGCACGACAACCAAGCCCCUCCAGUGGUGAUCCCAUGUCAAAUGUCCUUCGAGCUCAUUUACCAUUUUGACCACAACGUCGUGGCUGUAGUUGUUGCUACGAGUAAUUUUUUUUUUUUUUUAAAUAUAUCCAUUUUAUAGUGCCUUUUCUCCACUAAACUUACAUAUAUGCACGAAAGACUACAACAGAAUAUUGAUGAUAUUUCAAGAUAAUAGCGUUAGGACGUAAACGUUGUCUAACAAGCAGUAAACAAGAGGGUCGCCUGUGUUUUAGCGGUGUUUAUUGUUCAAGAUGGAAUAUUAACAUAGCGGGAGUAUCUAAAUAUUUAAUAUAAUAAUUAAAGAUGUCCCGAUCACGUCAUUUUCAAAGUAUCGGAAUCGGCAAAAAAAUAUCGGACAUGCCUUUUUUGAUAUAUGUAUAUUUUUUUCAUUUAAAUCAUUUUCUAAUUGUAUUUAACGUUACAGACAAAAUGUCUUACACUCAUCCAGAGUACUUUUGGCUUAAAGUAGGGCUAUCAAAUUUAUUGCGUUAACGGCGGUAAUGAAUUUUUUUAAAUUAAUCACGUUAAAUAAUUAACGCAUGCGCUGCACGACCCACUCACGCAUUGUCGCGUUCAAUCUAUAAAGACGCCGUUUUACCUAUAGAAAGCGCUAAAAGGCAGCGUACAAUGAGUAGAGAGAAUUUUGACAGCCUUUGGAGCCAUUUUUUUAUGUGGCUAAAGCCUUACAAUACCUCUCUCAGCAAUUAAAAAUAAGGUGGGAGGCAAUGUGGGGAAGAAAGGUAGUAGUUGAUCAUUUUCUUAACACCCUAUGUUCUUUCCCAAUGCAGAGAAGAUAUAUAAAUUGGUGCCCCUACGCACAGUCGUGGUUGCACUUCCCAUCAUGCAUUUGGGCAGAAGUUAAAUGGCUGCAGUAUCAUUUACUGAAAGCUCAACAAAUACACUAGAUGGCAAUAUUUAGUCACAAUAUACAAAGUCACAUUUAUCCUUUAAGAGUUACAAGUCUUUCUAUCCGUGGAUCCCUCUCACAGAAAGAAUGUUAAUAAUGUAAAUGCCAUCUUGAGGAUUUAUUGUCAUAAUAAACAAAUACAGUACUUAUGUUGAACGUAUAUAUUCGUCCGAGUUUUAUUCAUUUUUUUCUUAAUGCAUUGCCAAAAUGUAUAUGAUCGGGAAAAAUUAUCAGGAAUGAUUGGAAUUGAAUCGGGAGCAAAAAAAAAAAAAAAAAGCAAUCGGAUCGGGAAAUAUCGGGAUUGGCAGAUACUCAAACUAAAAUGAUCGGGAUCGGAUCGGGAGCAAAAAAACAUGAUCGGAACAACCCUAAUAAUAAUAUUUCUAUAUUAUAUCUGAAUAGAUGUGUCAAAACGUAUAUUUGUUCAACAUUAAGCUGCUAUGAACAACGGGGAGAUUACCUCGACGAAGGAGCGCAAAUCGACAGAACACCGGAACAACGUUGGCCCAAAAAGCAACAAAAGGCUAAAAACUGGGCAAUUGCACCCACGAAUGGCUUCGAGGUGCCACGUAACCCACGCUACCCCACUUGUAUAGAAGUGCUCUCUGAUUAUAAUGAAAAAACUGCAUGCAAGUUAGUUUGGGGUAAAUGAACACAUCAAGAAGACAGAACUUCACAGGAGACGUGUUCAUAUUGUAAAUAGAAUACCGCAACUAUUUAUUGGAGAAGGUAUUAAUCACUAUUUAUGAUUUUAUCAUAACACAUCAACAUAUCCUUGGGAAAGCUAAAGCAAAACUCUAUUUAUUGUGCUUGUCUUUUUUCUUUUCUUUUCUUAGCCAGUGGCAACCGCAUUUUUACGGGCUGGUUUCAAGACAAACACCAGUUUUUUCCUCAUUAACUUGAUGGGAUGAAAUCUGGGCAGAAAGCUAAAACCAAGUUUAUUGCCAGGGUAAUUUCAAAGCUGUGCUGUGAGUGAUAAAGUUGUUGUUUAGGGUUUCAGCAAAACAUGUACUUGUAAAGUAUUUUAUGUUUACACUAACAACUAUGAAAAGCCAUCUAAGCAUGUAUUUGAUAUCCUUGAUAUCUAGGUUGAGGUUAAGUCAUUUUUUUCUCUCAUAAGACAAUUCACUAGUAGAAAGUGCAAUGUAUUGUCUUACAAAUGAAGAUAAAACUGACUAUAGAGCCACAUUCGGACAUUCCCAUCAGUGAACUUUUAACUUUUAUGCAACAAUACCUCCUCUGUGGAACGCUGACCUUUGUUUUUGUUUUAUUUUGUAAAUACAAGCUUUUGUAGGACGCGCUCUGCUCUUGUUUUUUGGCUGUUUCAAUUUGAUUGGAAUUCCCCCAAAGAAUGUAGCGGAGAAGAUCGAAUUAGUCUCGGAAUGAACCUCAGUAGCCAACACUUGAUGUCGUGCCAUCAGAGGUGAGUCAGGUCUCUGUCGUGUUGACGGCCCCGAUGAACUCCCUGAGUCUGUGGUAAGAAGAGAUUGAAUUGAGCACGCGUACUUCUUUGCGUGUGUGACCUACUGUGAAAAAUGAAGUAAUAAAUGCCUCCUAUUUUUGUACUGUCGUUUUCACAUCAUAAAGUUAUUACUAUCAGA
This is a messenger RNA of Corythoichthys intestinalis (scribbled pipefish), 3727 nucleotides long. It is a transcript of the gene fstl3, whose product is annotated as follistatin-like 3 (secreted glycoprotein). Gene Ontology annotation, biological process: cell differentiation; multicellular organism development; regulation of BMP signaling pathway. The record is from RefSeq and is a predicted model, not a curated record. Gene Ontology annotation, molecular function: activin binding; protein binding. The coding region runs from base 179 to 922 and encodes 247 amino acids. The transcript is spliced from 5 exons. Lineage: Eukaryota; Metazoa; Chordata; Actinopteri; Syngnathiformes; Syngnathidae.